Molecule: messenger RNA, 3952 nt
Organism: Prorocentrum cordatum
Lineage: Eukaryota; Dinophyceae; Prorocentrales; Prorocentraceae
Source: the annotation of a GenBank genome assembly
GAUCAGCGUGGUGUUCGUGCUCGACGGAUCGGGCAGCAUCAGCGAUGCGGACUGGAGGGACGAGAAGUCUCUUGUCAGCGGCGUCGCUCGGGGUCUGGAGUUCGGCCGCCGUGCCGCCGCCGCUGGGAUCGUCCAGUACACCAACACGGCAACGGCCGAGGUCAAUAUCGUCACCGACAAAGACCGCUUCCUCCGUGACCUCCAGGUUAUAAGGCAGAAGAAGGGAGGGCCGACCUACACGGACAAAGGCCUCAACGCCGCUGCCCUGAUGAUCCAGCAGUCCCGCAGAUUCAAUGCGGCUGGCCGGGUUGUCCUCCUGAGCGACGGCGACGCGGACCCCUUGGCCGAGGAGUCUGCCCUGAAGAUCGAGCAGGAGGGCGGGACGGUCCUCAGUGUGGCCGUGGGCCCCGACGCCGACAGGGAGCAGCUGAGGCGUCUGGCGAGCUCCCGCGAUCUUUUUUUCGAGGUGAGCGAUUUCAGCUCGCUGAAGGAGAUCAGGCGUGAGAUCACAAAGCUCACGUGCGACCCCGGCAAGAUGAAGCCAGUCGGUGCUGGAGGCAAGAGGUGGGAGGAGUUGUCCGGGCAGGAGUCGUCCGACGAGACCGAUUGGCUGUUUGUCUCCACCUCCUCGAACCCAGGGGGUGGUGGCGAUGGCGAUGCCGACCGUGAUGGUGACGGCGGAGACGGCAAGCAAGAUCAUGGUGGUGACACACCUGCGCCAACGAAGACUACCACGACGGAAACGACGACAACGGUGUCGGUCGAAGUAGACCCCGAGCUCGAGGGGGCGUGUGCCCUUCAGGAGACUCACAAGUACUUCAGGCUGCGCUACGAGCGCUGGAUGCUUCUUACUGCGCUGGGUGACCGACUCCAGUUUGAGAACGAGGGGCAGAUCUUGGACAAGUUUCGCCACUUCUCCGAUGCCGCCUCGGACGGUAUCUACGACAACAUCGCCAGCAACUGGACCUACGCGCGCUCCCUGGGCAAGCAGCUUCGCAAGGCCAGCGAUGAGGUCGACUUCCGUGCUGCGCGCGCCCUGCAGGCCGAGGUCCAGGAGUACAUCGACCUCCAGCUCUACAAGUACGAGGGCAGAGGGGGAUCCCCCGAGCACAACCAACAGCUGGCAGAGCUCACUGAAGACAUGUGCCAGCAGAUGCGCUCUUUCAUCCGGACUGCAAAGGCCACCGAGCGAUCGAUGCAGCUCUACCGCAAUGCAGAACCGCUGUGGAACUCGUGGCAGCAGGCAUGGGGUCCGGUGCGAGUUUUCGUGAAGGUCACUACCCAGUGCAGGCUGGCGACCCCGCCGGGCAUGGAUCCCAAGGUCUUCCUCCGCCCGAACUAUCCGGACCAGUGGGCCACGUGCAGUGGUGUGGAGCCCUGGGCCCCGAACCAGUUUCCUUCGGCAGUCAUGGCUUGUGCCCGGCCGGAUGGUGAGCACGUGAACAAUGGGGGGCCAGUGCUAGACCGCGACCGUAUCGUGCGCUACCUCGGCUGUGGCGCCAGCCGCCUGACGAGGUCACCCAGCGAGCCGCCGAUGACGCAGGGCGUCGCCGAAGGCUGCUCCCAAGGCAGUGAGGCCGCGGCCGACUGGAUGACAAACAUGUGCGGUCCAGGCUCCAUCCAGGACAAGAGCUGCCGCAUGUACGGCCCCUUCUGGGCCGUGUACAGCGCGCCGCUGGAGAACAUCUACGGCAAGAAGGACGGCGGCACGGGGAAGUGCGCUCUCACCGAGGAGGAGAACUGCGGGGAGAUGGCCCAGGCGGAGGCUUUCAAGGGCCAGGUCAAGCACAACUCGAUGGCGUACAUCUAUGGGGCCCUGCCACCGCUGCCCAUGUCCAAGGCGAGGGCCUGGAAGGAGUCGAAGACCCCGCAGGGCUGGGAGGCCGGCCUGGAGUUCCCGAUGCCAGAGGAGCGCCGCCUCGACCCGCCCAUGGCCGAGCUUCUCCGCGAGGCCGAGGUGGGUAACGGCAUCACCAUGAUCGCUUACGGUUACUCCGGCGCCGGCAAGACCACCACCCUGGUCGGCGACGCGGGGGCCCCCGUCGGGGGGGUGCACGGCAUCGACGGCGUCGUCUCCAUCUACCUGAAGGAGAACUCCGACAGGAUCAAGGACAUCAAGAUCAGGGUCGUGGAGGUCUACGGGCGCCUCGAUCCAGGAAACGGCCGCCUCAUGGCCGAGGAGGGCAGCGGUCUAUGGGGCUUCGAGCUGAAGAGCAAGGCGGCCCAGUACCUUGGGCCCAUCGAGUCGUUUUUCGGCGCGGACGGCCGCGUCGACUUCGGCAAGAUCGAUCAGACCCUGAGCGACCCCAAGUAUACUGUGAACCUGCGCGAGCUGAUCUCGAAGUCGACGAGCGGGCGCACGGACUGGGGCUCAGAGGUGAAGAUGAAGCUCACCGAUAUCGAGAACCUGCGCAUGAACCCGAACACGUUUCCGGCCCAAUCUGGCAGUAAGCUCGCUCAUAUCCGGGCGACCCCCAACAACCCCAAGUCUUCCCGUGGAACGAUGAUCAUAAUGCUCGACAUUGAGUUCAAUUCGGGGGAGACGGGCAGCGUCUCUGUAGUGGACCUGGCAGGUGCUGAGGACCCAGCCGUUCUCGUGGAGGGUUUCAUGAGUUUCUUUCCGAAGGAUGGCGUGUCAGAGUGCAUCACCAAUGCUGCAUGGACGCCAGGUGGCCCCAGCGCCUCGAAUGCGAAGCUCAUCCGUAAGUACAUGCACGAGAUGUCCAACAACGACUACCUCAACAACACCCUCAGCCCGUGCGUGAAGCUUCGCGACUUCCUGGUGCCUUGUGACAGGAAGAAACCCAAGCCGGAGUGCGUAGACAUUCAGCUUGGCAGCGGUAAGAUGGAGUUCGUGCGACCCGACCCAACAGCGGAUGAGGCGUGGACAUACAAGACUUUUCGGGAUGCCUCGACGGCACUUGACUUUACGUUCGAGACCAAUGGCCAGACCGUGGUGUUCAAAGAGGAGGAGGUCUUGGAAGCCAUGGAUGCUGGUGUGGUCUCAGGCACUGCGACGCUCAAGAAGUCCAGUAGUCUGGUGGGUAAAGACGAGUGUGGGCCCACGGAGACGGAACACUGUCCAGGCAGUUGGGUCGAACGUCUUUGGGGUCGGUGCGGGGAAGACGAAGACGGUAAGUGCGUGAGGGUUGGUGAGAUCGAUUCGAUCAUCAUCGGCCAGGAGCUGACCCCAGAGGACUUCGACUUCCAGAAGAAGUUCAAGGACUCGAAAACUUACAAGCGUGCGUGGCGGGGGAUCCCGAAGCACGUUGUCACCUUGUCGGGCAUGAAGAAGGGCGAGGCGUACCGGCGAGGCGACACAGCAGAGCUCUGGCAGAAGGAGCGAAAGCGCUUCUGGCGGGAAGUGCACGACUACCUCACGAAGUACGAGAACAAGGAGGCGGUGCUCAAGGACAAGUGGGACCUCCACCUGCAGUAUUUCGUCAAGGCCGUCGGCCCCAUGGUGCAGGAGUCGAUGUUCAUCAACGAGGUCCUGAACCAGAUGAAGAGCUACCUCGGGGCAUGGUCCAGUGCGAGCUCCCGCGCCCCCCCUGGAGCCAAGUUCGACCUCUGGCCCGUGGCCAGCCUGAAGGAGCAGGCGAAGACAGCCCAGGUGAUUGACGCCUCGCCAGACUCGCCGUACAUCCGGGACGGCUACGACCUCUACGGCUUCGUGAAGUCGUCCGACCCGGCCUACAAUGGCGAGAGCUACGCCGAGAGAACCGCCGAUGGCCGUGACGACAUUAUGAUGCUCUCGUUGCUCGAGUACAUGCGGAAGGGCGCCACCGACCGGGACCGCGAGGCGAAGGUGCUCUUCGGCGCCUUCAUCCGCACGGACCAGCCGGGGGCAGACCCGGACUGCGACGGGGCGCGCGUCAGCCUGGAGUUCGCGCAGCAGCUCUCCGAGGCGGUGGGCUGGAAGCGCGCCGAGGCUCUGCACCACCUGCGCUAG